This is a messenger RNA of Spirometra erinaceieuropaei, 7620 nucleotides long. NCBI's taxonomy places the organism in Eukaryota, Metazoa, Platyhelminthes, Cestoda, Diphyllobothriidea, Diphyllobothriidae. The record is from the annotation of a GenBank genome assembly.
AUGUCCAUUCGCCUGGCCUGUCCCGACGCGUUAGUUUUUUCCGUCUUCAAUUUCUUCUGCGCAAUUUUAUGAGACUUUUUUCUAUCCCACCUCACCCCCACGGAAGAGAGCAUUUUCGUGGUUGGAGGAGACACUGCGCAAGGUUGGUACUCCACGAGUGUCGAGGAGUUUCUGGUGGCAGAACGGCGCUGGCGCAAACGGGCGUCCCUCGCCGUCGGACGCCGCUGCCACGCUGCCGCAGUUCUGACGGAAGCCGGAGGGGAGGCGCUGAUCGGCGUUUUCGGUGGAUGGGGUAACGAUGGAUGCCUUUCCUCUUGUGAAGUCUAUGAAGUCAGUCGGGACAGGUGAGAGCACACUCGUCCUGGCGCCGCUUCUUUUUUCUUGCAAAAUCUCCCUGUUUUGCCUCCUCACGCGUCUCCUCCUCCUCCCCCCCAACACACACAGGUGGUUCAAACUGCCCGAUCUGCGAGAGAAGAGGGACGCCACAGCUGCUGCCUGCCUGCCCGGCGACAGUCGAAUCUUCGUUUUUGGCGGCUUCAAUGGCUCCUCCUUCCGGCUGGCUUCUGUGGAGUUCUGCCACCUGCGAGCAGACUGGCGAGAGAGGGCGACCUCGUCGGACUUUUGGCAGCCAGCAGCACCCAUGAGAACUGCACGAAGCAAGCUGGCAGCGACACACUUUCGGGGGAAAAUCAUUGUCGCCGGGGGAUUUGUUGGUGAAAAGGUGGUGGAGAUGUUCACACCACCAGAUGCCAGGUGUCCCCGGGGCCAGUGGACAGACUUGGCCGGCAUGAAGGAACCCCGCUCGCUUUUCGCCCUUCUCACCUCCACCGACGACGCCAUCUUUGCUCUCGGUAAUGAUGCCUCCUCCUGCUCCUUUGCUCUACACUGAUUGCAUUCCUUCUCAACUCUCUCCUCUUUUUCAUGCCAUUCCAUGGCCUUUUCUGUGUAAGUCCUUUUUAUGAGGAAGAUUAAGACAUCCCUAGUGAUGGUAAUCAUGUGAAAGUGUUACUUUGCAUGGCGUUUCGUAAACACAACGAGGUUAGGACCGAUGGUAGUCCGUUUGUAGUGCAAAUCGUCUGCUUAUUAAAGUAGAUUUUUACGAGAAUUAUGCAGCAGAAUGGUUAAAGCCUCUUCAGUAGGUACUGCGUUCAAAACUUACUUUGUCUACUCUGAGUUUUAUUGAAAUAAAUUUUUGUCUGGCGGUAUUGUGCAAAUCGUAUGCUAAUUUUGUCUAUUUUGAUAUUUAUGAAAGUAGAAUUUCACUGGAAUUAUUCGCAAUUUUCAGGCUCAGGAAACACGGUGGAGACUUUCACAGCACCAGGCGGAUCAGCUGAUGUCAUCAACGACUUGACAGCUUGGAGCUGGUCGUCGAAGAAACCGCUGGAGACGCUCGCAAAGAUCGCAGGAGCUGCAAGCAUUCGUCUGUAAACUUCUGCGUUUCUUGAUGUUCCUUCUAUGACCCGCAUGUUGAGAAAUAAACGACUUGCAAAGUAACCUGUUUUGUCGUUUUUUUUGAAAAAAUCCAAUGGGUGUGCAGUGCCCAACACCUAAGGCAACCGAUUAAUGGCGUGAUUAUCUCUGCAAGGAAUGAAAUGCAUGAACCAGUUAUUUUUUACGAGGGAGAUGCUCGUUUUCGGGAUAUAUGCCUGAUUAUGGGGAGAAAUCAUUGUCGCCAGCGGAUAUUAUACUGGAGAAGAAUGAGAUUUAGUGGUGAUGUUCUCACCGCCAGGUGUCCCCAGCGGGUUUAAUAAGCAUGGCCUCCAAUUUUUUGUUAAAAAAAACCCCAAAAGGGUGUAAAGUGUCCAACACUUGGGGUGAAACAUAAUCUCUAGCAUAUCUUUACGAGGAAUGAGAGAUGUGGUCGAGGUAAGUUUAGCAAAUAGAUGCCCACCUGCUGACGUAGUGAGGAACGCAGUAAGAUCGCAGAUCGGGGAGCUUGUGUGUUAAUGUGAAUGGCACACGUACUACUUACUGAGGCGACAGGAGCAGUUAGAGCGUGGACGGCGGACCUGGCACUAUGAAUUAGGACAGAUGUCACCAAGUCUGAAUAGUGUCCCACUCCAAAAGCAAAUUUGCCCACCCCCACGAAAUGCGAUAGACUGGUGUGUGAGUUGCUUUCGGCCUUCUCUUUUAGGGGAAACGUUACACUCCUUAGUAUUCGGUCGACGGAAGAUGUCGGAUGCAUGUACGCUGUCUGUCUCCGUAGCAUAAAUUGAUCCUUUUCUUCAUCUAAAAAAGAUUAAAGGUUGGACUGUCUCGGGAUUUAUGCUUAGCAAAGAUUUCACCGAGCACGACGAGCUCGCAUGAAUGAUGUCAAGGGUAUUUAACAUAACGCAUGUUCAAAUAUAACCCAGGUUAGUGAUUUGGAUGUAACCAGAGAUACGAUUAACUGAAUCGGCACUAGCUGCGUGGGAACGCCCUGCUUCUUGUUGCGUACCAGGUGGACUAUCAGUUAUCAGGGGCGCACCUCGAGUUGGUGGCCCCUGGACCGUGAGGUGGCCUGCGUGUCUGACGAGAGAAAAUCGAUCGUGCCGAACCUGACACAACAACAGGCACAACCCCUGCAGCCUCCAUCAUCAGACGUGAGGGCCAGGACUACAUGAUAUUAGAGAAGAAUUAGCCGUAGUGGUGAUGUUCUAUCCACCAGGUGUCCUCAGGGCAAAAAACAUGACAUCCCAAUUCUAUUUUUAAAAACUGCGAAAGUGUCUUAAUUGUAUAACGCAUGGGGUGAAAAUCUCUAGCGUAUCUCUGCGAGGAAUGAGAGAUGUGGUCGAGGUUAGUUUAGCAAAGAGAUGCCAACUUGCUGACGAAGUGAGUAACACUAGUAAGAUCGCAGAUCGGGGAGCUUGUGUGUUAAUAUGAAUGGCACACGUACUACUUACUGAGGCUACAUGAACAGUUAGAGAGUGGACGGCGGACCUGGCACUAUGAAUUAGGACAGAUGUCACCAAGUCCUAAUAGUUUCCCACUUCUAAAAGCAAAUGUAGCCCACCCCCACGAAAUGCGAUAGACUGGUGUGUGAGUUUCUUUUGGCCCUCUCCACUAAGGGAAUUCGGCAUAAGUGAUUGUGACCUGAUAUGUCAUGAAACGUUACAUUCCUUAGUAUUCGGUCGACGGAAAAUGUCGGCGGCAUGUACGCUGUCUGUCUCCGUAGCAGAAACUGAUCCGUCUCUUCCUCUGAAAAAAGAUUUAGCGGUUGGGCUGUCUCGGCAUUUAUGCUUAGAAAAGAUUUCACCGAGCACGACGAGCUCACAUGAAUGAUAUCAAGGGUAUUUAAGGAAACGCAUGUUCAAACAUAACACUGGUUAGUGAUUUGGUCGCAAACGGAGAUACGAUUAACUGAAUUGGCACUAUCUACGUGGGAAGGCCCUGCUUUAUGUUGCGUAUCAGGUGGACAGUCAGUUAUUAGGGGCGCACUUCGAGUUGGUGGCUCCUGGACCGUGAGGUGGCCUGCGCGCCUGACGAGAGAAAAUCGAUCGUGCUCGAUGGAUGACGCAGCUGGCAGAUUUCGCCAGAUGGCCGAACGCUGAAUGCGAGCAGAAGCGCCCAUAGAUGACCUUGGCGGCAGGUAGUCAGUGGCGUGAUGCGCUGGAUCAACACGCGAGCUAAAUCGGGGCUUGUCUGGCGUUAAUUGGAAACGUCCACUCAGGAAAUGUCAACAUUUUGUCCGACUUUCAGACAUACGUAGACUUUGUCUUUGCUAGACAUCCACAUUUCCAUCAAAAAUGUCAGUUGCCGAUGCCAGAAAUGCCAGAGUCGGUCAUAAAAAUAAAAGGCUGUGUUUUUACUUAAAACACGGUUAGAUCGCCGUCAGUCACAAUUUGGACAUAUCUACUGGACAGGUUAUGAGACGAAGUGCGAAUAUUUGCAUGAGUGCAGACGUUAUUAUUACGAAUGUGCGUGUGAUAGUAUAGGAAAUUCAGUCCAUGCAUAUUUCACCCUCUCUUCGCCCCUCCAACUUCAAACUGUUGCUGUCUUUGUUCGAUAAUGAACUUGAAACUUCAAGUGAACAUUACUUUGGCCCUAGUGAUCGAGUGAUUUUCCUCACAGCAAAAUAACACUGUUAAGGAAGCUCCAGUUCUGAAAAUGAAGUGGGUUCGGUCUCCGAAGUUGCUCCUAAGAGAAACCGCAGUCUGCUGUAUACUUACGUGGUUCCCUACGACAACGAAGGCACUAUUAAUCAGUCAUUGUAAAUAUCUGUAUUUUGCAGUCAGAAGGCUUUUUACAUUCAAGGUGAAACAAAUGCGAUGGAGUUGUGAUUAACAACGACGCAGCAUGCAUCGAUCGCAGUCCGUGCACGUGGAUUUCGCCAGAUGGCCGAGCGCUGAAUGCGAGUAGAAUCGCCCCUAGAUGACCUUGGCAGCAGGUAGUCAGUGGCGUGAUGCGCAAUUGUUGCGUGUGUACGUCACUGGACAAUGGCAGUGUCCCUAAAACCGGUCACGCGGCAGAUGCGCUGGAUCAACACACGGGCUAGAUCGGGGUCUGUCUGGCAUUAAUUGGAAACAAGCAUUCAGCAGAUUUGCAACAUUGUGUCGACUUCAGCUUGCCAGGUAAACCGUAUUUCUAACAAAAAUUCCAGUCUCCAAAGUCACAGAAUCGCCAAAGUCAGUUUUUAGAACAAAGGAUGAGGUAAGUAUUUAAAAAACAGCUAGACCGUAAACAAUCACAAUUUAAAUAUAUUUACUCGGGAAAUUGUCAAACGAAUUACGAAAAGCUGAAGUGAAUGCGGACGUUAUGAUUGUAUACAUCCGCAUGAUAGCAUAGGAAUUGCAGCUUAUAAAAAUUUCACCCUUUGUACGUCCCCGAAGUAAGUCUGUUGCUGUCCUUGAUCGAAAAGGUAUCGGGAAAUUCGAGUGAACAUUAUCAUCGCUCCAGAAAUUGAGUGAUUCUCCCCACAUCAAAACGACACUGCUAAGAAUGCUUCACUUCUGAGAAAUAAAAUGGUUCAGUCUCCAAAAUUGUCCCUAAGCCUUGGAGUAAGUAAGUCUGUUGCUGUCCUUGGCCGAAAAGGGAUCGGGAAGCUCAAGUGAACUUUAUUUUCGUCCAAGCUAUCGAGUGAUUCUCAUCACAUCAAAAUGACACUGCUAAGAAUGCUUUACUUCUGAAAUAUAAGUGUGUUCAGUCUCCGAAGUUUAUCCUAAGCUUAACUAGUGGGAUUCGAACGCACGAGAGCAAAGAGAGGCUUAAGUAUGGCCAACGCUCUAGCCACCUGAGAUACGAGGCCCCACCGGACGACGCGAGUUGAAUCACAUCUAAAUCAAGUUUACCCGUCCGAUCUAGUGGAACGUCUAGAAUACACCAUAUCUGAUAAAGUAAGCUGACUUUCGAAGCAGGAUUUUCUAACUUGUACAUCCAGACUCCAGCAGAUGGCUAUGGGUCUCACGUAAUUCAUAGGUAUUAUGGCAGAUACGAUUAAUGUAGCGUCGUCCGGUGGCGCCUCGUCGCUCUGUUGGCUAGAGCGUUGGCUGUGCUAAGGCUAACUCUUGCUGUAGAAGGUUCAGACCCCAUCAAGACGCCGAGUAUUUUAUAUGCGUGUCAAAAUGACUCGUCUGAGUACUUGAGUUUAAUACGGCAAUAUCGACAAUAGUCGGCCAAGCUGUAAUAGGCUCUCCUUGCCAGUCAAAAUAAGGAGAUAUGGAUUACUUGACAUAGUUAAACCCUUGCAGUCGUGGGUUCCAGUCCCGUCGUGGCACCGAUGUUUAACAAUUCAAUCAACGUGGAUGUGUGAGACUUUAGGAAAUAUAUUCUGUAAACUGAAGGGGCUCUCGGCUCUGGCGGAUAGGCAAUUUAAGAAUAUGCAGUGGUUAUACCUUCAGUUGUGACAGAUCACUGAUAUGUCAGAUAAAUUCCCCGCGAGCUGGUUGUAAACCUGCAGAUAUGUAUUCUCUUACGAAUGUUGCACUCAUUGCAUUAGGGCUCCUGUCAUCAUUAUUCACAAACCAAGUGACAGACGCGAGCAGAUCACGCCACUCUGGGUGCACAGAUUUGCACUAAAAUCUACUGAUCCGAUGCGGAGGGAGGGAGGGAGCUGGCUGGGUGGGGUUUCGUGUGUGCAGAUUAAAGGCGUGCUGGUGUUGUGUGUUAGCAGGGUGAGGCUUCAAUUCCCGUGAAAGAAGAGGAUGACGCACUCUCUACUCGAUCUCCUCUUCAGUCUCACAGCAACUGCCGCCCUGAAUUACGCUAGCCCUUUGCCUAAGCUAGCGAGCAGAUCACGCCACACUGGGUGCACCGAUUUGUACUUAAAUCUACUGAUCCGGUGCGGAGGAAGGGAGGGAGCUGGCUGAGUGGGAUUUCAUGUUGGCAGAUUGCACGCGCGCUCGUGUUUUGGUUUACCAGGGUGGGGCAUCGAUUCCCGAAAAAGCAGAGGAUGACGCACUCUCUACUCGAUCUUCUCUUCAGUCUCACAGCGACUGCCGCCCUGAACUACGUUAGCCCUUUGUUGAAGCUCAAUGUAGGCAUAGGUGAUCCAGAUGGUGGUGUGGAACUGUUGUUUUUCAGCGGUUGUAAUUCAAACGCAGUGUGCUGAAGAGCGUGUUACCGAUCAGAGUUAGGCAAACAUCGGCAAAAUCGCACUGCUUGCAUACUGCACAACGUUCUAUGAAGUACAGGCGUAUGGUUUGGUCUUGGGCAGGAUAAACAACGGUGGCGUAAGUGGCAGUGUGAGAACGAGAGAGAUUAGAUCAGAUGAUGCGUCGGCUCCACGGUGGCAUGAAGGUUCGAGACCCAGACAUUUGACCUGACAGGAUAUGUCAAGGUAAACGACCCCCAGGUAAGCUGAAUAUUGUCUUGUUGUCUUUGCCCGCUCACCAUCUCCAUUUCAGCAACGAGCUAGCUCAGCGACUAGACAACCUUCCCAUCACUGCCGCUGCCGCCGCCCACGCACCCCAUGCCGAGAACGCCUGCGUGGAUAACCGAUGGUGUCAACUGCGAGACACGGUCCAGUCGACGGCACUCGCCGUCCUCGGUCGCGCUCGACGCCAACAUCAGGACUUGUUCGACGACAACGACGCCGUCAUCAGCAAUCUGCUCGCCGAGAAGAACCGCCUUCACAUAGCCUACGUAGACCACCCCACAGAUGACAAAAAAGCUGCCUUCUACCGCAGCCUCCGCCACCUUCAAAAACGACUGCGCGAGAUGCAGGACGCCUGGACUGCACGCAAAGCUGAGGAAAUCCAAGGGUACGCGGACCGCAACGAAUGGAAGAACUUACUCUCCGCGAUCAAAACUGUCUACGGUCCGCCAACGAGGAGCACUCCUCCUCUCCUCAGCGCCGACGGUAGUAAUCCCCUGACUGAGAAGACACAAAUUCUACAACGAUGGGCCGAGCAUUUCCGAGGCGUCCUCAACCGCCCCUCCGUCAUCUCAGACGCCGCCAUCGCCCGCGUGUCGCAAGUGGAGACCAACGCAGACCUCGACCUCCCGCCAUCUCUCCAGGAAACCAUCAGGGCCGUGCAGCAGCUCUCCAGCGGGAAAGCACCCGGAUCAGACGCAAUCCCUGCUGAGGUCUACAAGAACGGAGAUCCCCAACUGAUGGAUCACCUGACUGCGCUCUUCCAGGAGAUGUGGCAUCAAGGUGAAGUCCCACAAGACUUCAAAGACGCAAUCAUCCCGCAUCUCUAA